AUGAGGUACGAUACGGAAUACGAUGUCAUUGCACAAGGCGAAAACUUGGGGUCGCACGGUACAAGGUCCCUCGACAACGCCAGAAAGCCAACAUCAUUGACCGAAGUUACCAUCCAAAAGCUGGCCGAGUUCGACCAAACCGGCGGACACCCACUUCGACGCUUUUACUUCCGUGCCCUUGUCGGUGUUCUGGGGCCCAUCAUCGUCACUGGAUAUUACCUCGCAGUCUGGCGAUACUACCUUGCUCCGAUCGAUCCCAACAAUCCUGUGCCAUUCGGACCGGCUGGGGCAAAAUGGAUCCUUUACAGUUGGUUCGUUAUUGGUGUCGUCGGGCUGAGUCUCAGCAAGUACGGCCUUGAAGGUGUUGAGGCCAGUAUGUUAAUGGAACCUGGUUGGAAUCCCACCAACGGUAUGAAGCUGAUGAUGCAUGGAGAGAAGACCUGGAGCGGACCUGGAGGAUGGAUGAGGAUAAUAAAUUGGUCUUGGCAGCUCAGCAGAGGAAGUGGGAAGCUGGAGCUUCCAUCAGCGUUGUGGUUCUUCCUGGCGUUCCCGAGCAUCUUCAUCUUCAUUGCCUAUCCUAUAUCUGGAUCGACAAUUGAGAUAACCCAAGGACAUCUUCACGGCCGAAAUGUCAGCGGUGGGCCUCCAGUGAAAGGCUUCUCCUACUCAAACUUCAACGAGCGGAAUGUGGCGGAUGUUUCUGAUGGGGCUAGGAUCAUCUGGCAAAAUGGCUUAGACACUCGCAUCCUAGGCUACGGCGCUCUAUACACACCUCAAGGGUACGACCGGUCCUCAAAUACCUAUCUUCGCAAGUUACCUACGGUCCUACCCAAAUAUGACGGCGUGACUCGGGUCUUCCUUGCCGCCCAAGCCGCAAAUCCAAUCGAGGGAAACAGCUGGGGCCUUUUGAUGCAGUACAAUUGCAGUAUCGUCGACCGUCUCCAAGACUUUCGCAUUCUGAGCCAUCGCAAUUCUUCUCUUUACAGACCUAACGUUGGUGGCUCGUCGUCUUACCGGACAAAGAAUGGUUCCGUUAGCAUCGAAGUCAAGAAUCAGACCGAUACUGAGUGGACAUACAAUGCGUAUGGCGUCAUGGAAUUGGGAUAUGAGGUCUGGCCCGACCCGAGACGAUUGAGCGUCGCAGAUAGCAAUGCGAUGUUCAACAAGAAUACCGCGUGCUACUUCAACCAGGUCGAGAACAUCACUGGCGACUACCCCGGUAUUGAGCAAGAACAAGUCUUCGAAGCGAUACUUUGGCAAUCUUUGCUCAACAAAAUCUCUCCUCAUCCCAUGAGCGCAAUCGGCGUCCAAUGCAAAGCCAGCAGCAACGUGGGCACUGCAGACAUUGAUGGAGUCACAUCAACAUACUCGAACUUUGUGCGCACCGAUACGCCAAUCAACAACCAAACUCAACGCUGCGCGUGGCGAUUUGGAGCAAACGUACCCAGCAUGGUGAUGCCUAAGCUCAAAGACCAAUGGCUAUCAACAUUAUUCACAUCCGUAGCCGCCCCGCCUCCCUUAUAUGCUUCCUACACAGACGAUCCUUCGAGUAUUGAUGCCGGCACUGGAUUCUUGACACAGUUGAGCUACCUCCAACCUGAGCAGUUGAGGCAAAGCAUGUUGCGUGCUUAUGGUGCAUACGCGGUUCAAUUGAUGUACAACGGCGGUCAGGGCUUCACGGGUAGAGAUGGCUCACAUGUCGAAUUCCAAAACCCCAACGUGACCGAGUUCCAGUCUGGAACUGUGAUUACGCGUGGCAUCAUGCCGGCAGAAGUCCCUUUCACCCUCUUCGUGGCUUGGGCUCUGGUUGGAGCUAUCCUGGGCGUGAAGUAUGGCUUUAGGAGACGCUGGAGUGCGAUUCUGGACGGAUACACCAUGUUCAGACUUGGAGCUGACUUGCCAGAGGACAUGAAGAGACAAUUCGCUGAACAGUCAAAUACACUGGAAGUUGAGGGUUGUCAUGGGCUGAGUGGUGUACCUGGACUUGUAGGUGACACAAAGCCAGAUAUGUGGCUGGGUCACAUUGGCUUGGUGGGGAGCAGUGUCGCCGCAAAAGACAAGUUGUACGAGUAG
This is a messenger RNA of Parastagonospora nodorum SN15, 2073 nucleotides long. RefSeq lists its product as hypothetical. The coding region runs from base 1 to 2073 and encodes 690 amino acids. The transcript has 3 exons. NCBI's taxonomy places the organism in Eukaryota, Fungi, Ascomycota, Dothideomycetes, Pleosporales, Phaeosphaeriaceae. The record is from RefSeq and is a predicted model, not a curated record.